Propithecus coquereli (Coquerel's sifaka) is the source of this 808-nucleotide messenger RNA. RefSeq names its product adiponectin, C1Q and collagen domain containing (gene ADIPOQ). Gene Ontology annotation, molecular function: protein binding. The coding region runs from base 74 to 808 and encodes 244 amino acids. The transcript is spliced from 3 exons. The record is from RefSeq and is a predicted model, not a curated record. NCBI's taxonomy places the organism in Eukaryota, Metazoa, Chordata, Mammalia, Primates, Indriidae.
GCUGGGCCAUCUCCUCCUCACUUCCAUUCUGACUGCAGUCUGUGGCUCUGAUUCCAUACUGGAGGGGCCCAGGAUGCUGUUGCUGCAAACUCUUCUGCUUCUAUUAGUCCUGCCCAGCCAUGGCCAGGACACCACAGCUGAAGGGACAGAAGUCCUGCUUCCCCCACCCAAGGGUGCCUGCACAGGUUGGAUGGCGGGCAUCCCAGGGCAUCCUGGCCACAAUGGGACCCCAGGCCGUGAUGGCAGAGAUGGUGCCUCUGGUGAAAAGGGUGAGAAAGGAGAUCCAGGUCUUGUUGGUCCUAAGGGUGAUACUGGUGAGAUUGGAGUGACUGGGGCUGAAGGUCCCCGAGGCUUUCCGGGAAACCCAGGCAGGAAAGGAGAACCUGGAGAAGGUGCCUAUGUAUACCGCUCAGCAUUCAGUGUGGGAUUGGAGAAUCGCGUCACCGUCCCCAAUGUUCCCAUUCGCUUUACCAAGAUCUUCUACAAUCAGCAAAACCACUAUGAUGGCACCACGGGUAAAUUCCACUGCAACAUUCCUGGGUUGUACUACUUCUCCUACCACAUCACAGUCUAUAUGAAGGAUGUGAAGGUUAGCCUCUUCAAGAAGGACAAGGCUGUGCUCUUCACCUAUGACCAGUACCAGGACAAGAACGUGGACCAAGCCUCUGGCUCUGUGCUUUUGCAUCUGGAGGUGGGCGACCAAGUCUGGCUCCAGGUGUAUGGGGAAGGAGACCACAGUGGACUCUAUGCAGACAAUGUCAAUGACUCCACUUUCACAGGCUUCCUUCUCUACCAUGACACCAACUGA